This is a messenger RNA of Pungitius pungitius (ninespine stickleback), 3819 nucleotides long. RefSeq names its product Scm polycomb group protein like 2 (gene scml2). Lineage: Eukaryota; Metazoa; Chordata; Actinopteri; Perciformes; Gasterosteidae. The record is from RefSeq and is a predicted model, not a curated record. Gene Ontology annotation, biological process: negative regulation of DNA-templated transcription. Gene Ontology annotation, molecular function: histone binding; chromatin binding. Bases 163 to 2214 code for a protein of 683 amino acids. The transcript is spliced from 14 exons. Gene Ontology annotation, cellular component: nucleus.
AGCACUGCGUGGUGGACAUGCGCGGAGCUGCAGCGAACAUGGCGGCUCGCAUCCGAUAGAAAGUGAGGAAUCUCCCAUCAAAACACCCGGUCCAAACGUCUCUGUGCAGGAAACGUUGUGUCUGACUCCAGGUCCUUUGCCGCCUGCUUGGCUUCGGUCACCAUGGGCCGAACUCCACACAGAGAUCAAAAAGAGGAGAAAGAGAGACAAAGCAGCAUCCCAGCAGGAGCUCCCCUCGACAAAUCGAAUGAACCGUUCAGGUGGGAAGAUUAUCUGAGAGAAACAUCCUCCACUGCAGCUUCGCCUACUUCCUUCAAACAGUCCAGAGUCCCCCCCUCCAAUGACUUUAAAGCAGGAAUGAAACUCGAGGCGCGGGACCCUCGCAACUCAAACUCUGUGUGCAUUGCGACGGUGAUGGGCAUGAUGGGUACUCGUCUGCGCUUGCGUCUGGAUGGAAGUGACAACACCAACGACUUCUGGAGGCUGGUUGACUCGUUAGAGAUCCAACCAAUAGGGAGCUGCGAGAGGAACGGAGACAUGCUGCAGCCACCGCUCGGUUUCAGGAUGAAUGCUUCGUCGUGGCCUAUGUUCCUCCUGAGGACGCUGAGUGGAGCAGAGAUGGCCCCUGCCUCUGCUUUUAAAAAGGAACCAGCCUGCCCGGCCAAAAAUUACUUCCUUCCUGGUAUGAAGCUGGAAGCGGUGGACAGAAAGAACCCUUACCUGAUUUGUCCUGCCACAGUUGGAGAGGUCAGAGGUCAGGAGAUCUUCAUCAUGUUUGACGGCUGGCGAGGGGCCUUUGACUAUUGGUGCCCCUUCGACUCCAGAGACAUCUUCCCCGUCGGCUGGUGUGCUCUGACAAAACACAGCUUGCAGCCACCGGGAAAUUUCUUUACCCUCCCUGGCGCGCUCCUCGCCCCCAUUUCCUCCACCUCGGCCUCCCUCGCUGCACGCCGCUCCUCCUCCAACUCCUCCUCCUCCAUGCAGACCUCAUACCGACUGCCCAACCCCUUGCCGCCCCUGCCUGUGCGCAAGGGCGUCCGGGGUCGUCGACCCAAAUCCCAAACUAUCGCUUUGCUGAAGGCGGCGGCCGAAGCGGCGGCGGCGGCAGCCGUUAAUGGAGCGUCACAGAGCCCCGCCAGAACUGGCUCUCAGGCUCAACUGGCCCCCAGACCACACAAGAAGAGGGGGCCCAAGCCUAAGAUUAAGAAGAAGCCCCAAGUGGUGCAAUCCAUGGGGGCACCAGCAGUUGCAGUUCCACCUCCGGAGACCAGACUGAGCUCCGGAAACGUCCCAGCAGACAACAACCAUAGCAACGGCUCCAAUGUAGUUUGCACAGUGUGUGUCUAUGUAAACAAGCACGGCAACUACGGGCCGCACCUGGACAGGAAGCUGGUGCAGCAGCUCCCGGACCACUUUGGUCCAGCUCCAGUCAACGCGGUGCUUCAGCAGGCCGUCCAGGCGUGUGUGGACUGCACGUACCAGCCCUCGGUGAUGCUGUCCUUCCUGCAGAGCCAGUCCCACACCGGAGGAGAAGUCAUCAGAGUGCGGUCAGAGCAUGGGAUCCGCUACGUGAAGCUGCCCUCCGCCUCCAGCACGUCUUCGGUGCUGCGCUUCCUGGAGAACAUGUGCCUGCAUCUGGAGAGCGACAGCCUGUUCAGCUCGCAGCCAUUCAGCCCUUUCAGCAACAACACACGCUUCUACAACAGGACCAAGUCAGAACCGCUGUCCCAGCCUGAGAAUGGCCUGCCCAACGACAACUCCUCCAAGGAUGCCUCUCCCAGCGCCCGCCCCCCUCACACCGCAUCCGACUACAGAGCAACAAAGAAGGAGCGGCCAUAUUACCCCGGACACACACACACGCCGCCACCUCUGCGCCGCGUCAGCUCCAACCCCACCGACCUCGGCCAGAUGUGUCCGCCCAGACGAGUGGAGGCAGCUAGCUCGACAACAGGCUCAGAUCACCUGAAGCCGGACAAGGAGGCUUCAGGGAACGACGCCUCUUCCUGGUCGGUUGACGAUGUCAUGCGGUUUGUCCAAGAGGCGGACCCCCAAACACUCGGCCCGCACGUCGAACUGUUCAGAAGACACGAGAUCGAUGGCAGAGCUCUGAUGCUGCUGCGCAGUGAUGUCAUUAUGAAGUACAUGGGACUGAAGCUGGGCCCGGCGCUCAAACUCUGUCAUCACAUCGAGAGGCUGAAACAGAUCAAACAGUAGUGGAUGAAGGCCCUCUCGUUGGUCCCUGACAACCAAACGCACAAAAACACGUUUUACUCUGGAGGGAUGUUAGCAGUGUAAAUCCAGGUGAACCAAGGGCGGAGCUUCUGCCGUGGACGCUGAGGUCAAGUGCUCUUCGGGCAUAUCACCAAGACAAACUUAUACAUGGUCAUUAGCCAGUUACAUUGACAGCUUUUAGGCUAACAUAUAAAUAAAUCAACAGACCUGAAAGCAUAAUUACGCAGUUAAGUGAGUAAAUAUUAUAUGAAAAACCAAUGUUGUCAAAAACAUGUGAGAUCUUGAUCUAUAUUUCCGGGUGGCGUUGCAUACAUUACGGUACUCAAGACCUCAUGGUAAAUAAAAUCCCAGCUAAGGCCCUGAUCUGAACAUAUUUGUUUUUUUAUAGUUCCUUCGACAUUCAAAUGGACACAAACGACAUAGAUCCAUUAGUAUCAGAUAUCCCAGCAUUUGUUUCUGGUAGUGUCUUUUUGCCUUAUUGGUGAACAGCCAGAGGACACAAUUGAUCGACCUUUGGCAGACAGAUAUCCAGCUGUCUACAAAAUGUUUUCCCCGGUCAGAAUUUCAGGAUUAACGCUCUCCGCUCGUGAUUGGAAAAGUCCUAUUCAGUUACUGGAAGUUGUUGUUUGGCUGCAUCAUUUCCAACAUUGUAAUUUUAAUUAAGUGUCUGAAUGACUGAGUUAAUGAAAGCUAGUGGAUGUAUGAAUCCAUGAGCAUAAUUACCAACAGGAGUGCCACAGUAAUGUGAAUAAGAGGUUUGAAAGGUUUUAUUUCAAAGAUCUGAGAUCAUCUUUGGGAAUGAUUUCUGUCCUCUAACACUUUGAACAUCAAAUAGUGGGCACCACCUAAAUGAUCUUACCAGGACAAAAAACCUUGAAAAUGGAUUUUAUUUUGAGUCAGUUUGUGGUGCUGUAAGACAUUACAGUUAAAGCACUGUUGUGGCUACAUGAUUGUAAUACGCUUGUACAGUCACCUGUGACAUUACAAUAGAGAUGACUGUACAGAACAUGAAGAGAGAUGAUGGCUAAACUGUUUUGUAUGAAGUCAAGCCAAAAGGGUUUUUUUUAAAUAUAAUUUUGUACUGUGACAAAUCGUAUCAAGUGUAAGUGUAAUCAAUUUUUUUUGCCUGAAAUAUUUUUUUGUAUGCAACAACAAAUAACUAAAUGCAGGAUAAAGCUGUGUCUGAGUAAUUAAUCACGAGUUUCAAAGUAUUAAUCUCUUUUAAUUAAUACAUAUUUUCUGAACAUUUCAGAACCCUUUUCAAACCAAAUCAUUUGUGUUAUAGCUGCAUUUCACACUGUUGCUCCACUUUAGUGGUGACAAGUUGAUUCUUAAUGUGAAACUCAGGUUUUAGUAGGGGUUGUUUUGUAGAUGUUUUACAUCUCUGGCAUGUUGUGUUCAUUGCUACAACGUAGAUGGAUUGCACAAUAACAACUAUGUAUAUUUUCUAUGCCUUGUCAUCGAUCGCGCUGUCUGUAGCCUUUCAUGUGUAAAUAUGCAACUUUUUACUGUAAGUUCAACAAAAAAUGGUUCGUGAAUAUGUUUGAUAUGCAUUCACAUGAUAAAACAUUUGUUUACAUCCUCUAA